AUGACGAUGUUGGGGCUCACGCGUGUGGUUGCGUGUCUCCGUGCUCCCUUCCUCUUUGUGGCUGAGGAAUGUUCCACGGUUCGCGUGGACCACGGUCUGCCGGUCCACCCACCUGCCGACGGACGUCUGGGUGGUUUCCGAUUUGGGGCUUUUCCGGAUAAAGAUGCUCCCAACACGUGGGUACAGGUCUUCGUGUGGACGUGUGUUCUCGGCUCUCUCGGCUUGGCCGUGAGCAACUCUGACUCUGCCUGCUGUCCCCUGGAGGCCUGGUACCCAGGCCACGACCAGGGUCCCCCAAACCGCGAGCCCCGGCGCCUGGGAGCGGCCUCGGCGGGAGCUGGCUCAGACGGCGAACAGAUGCUCGCUAUUUUAAACCCACUGUUUAACACAUUAAGACAGCUGUUUCCCAUCCCCAAACCUCCGCCUAGGGCCGCCCGGGGCCCAGCCGCCCUGCCUAACAGCCUCUGCGCCCCUAUCCGAGCUCACUUCCCUUCCCAUCCCAGCCACGGGACCCCGGGGAGGCCCUGGAGAUGCCCGAAGGCCUCCCAUCGGUGGUCCCCAGUGGGACCUAGCUCCACGCAGUGGCUGGAGGAGGGAGAGGGGGAGGGGGUGGCCAUGGGGUGGGUGCGGCUGGCGCGGGCCCCGGGGACGGUCACGGCCGCCCUGAUCCUGUGGGCCCUGCUGGUGCCCUCGCAGGCGGUGGUGCGGGCUGUGCUGGACGGGAACGCGAGCACGGUGGACUUCCCGGGUUUGCCGGCCCUGUUCGGGGUGCCCCUGGCCCCCCAGGGCGUCCGGGGCUACCUGAUGGAGGCCAAGCCAGCCAACGCGUGCUAUCCCAUCGAGGGCCCGCGGCUGGGCAACGGCUCCCUGGGCGCCAUCGUGCUGAUCCGCCGCUACGAUUGCACCUUUGACCUCAAGGUCCUGCACGCCCAGCAGGCCGGCUUCGAGGCGGCCAUCGUGCACAACGUGCGCUCGGACGAGCUGGUGCGCAUGGCGCACGUCUACGAGGACCUGCGGCGCCAGAUCACCAUCCCCUCCGUGUUCGUGGGCGAGGCCGCCUCGCAGGACCUGCGGGUCAUCCUGCGCUGCGACAAGCUGGCCCACGUCCUCCUGCUGCCCGACUACCCGCCGUGCCCCGAGCUGGACUGCCACCCCGUGCUGGCCAUCUCCUGGGUCCUGGGCCGCGCCCUGGCCCUGCUCAUGUCCACCGUCUUCGUCCUGCGGCGCCUGUGGCGGUGGCUCUGGGCCCGGUGGACCAGGGUCAAGACGGCGCAGACGCAGGCGUGCCAGAAGGCCCAGGUGCGCACCUUCACGCGGCACAGCGACCUGUGUGCCAUCUGCCUGGACGAGUACGAGGAGGGCGACCGACUCAAGAUCCUGCCGUGUGCCCACACCUACCACUGCAAGUGCAUCGACCUCUGGUUCUCCCAGGGCGCCUGGCGCUCCUGCCCCGUGUGCAAGCAGUCAGUGGCCGGCACGGAGGACGGCUCCGACUCCACGGUCGAGAGCUUCGGGGACGAGGACCCCUCGCUGCCCGGCCACCGGCCCCCCAUCUGGGCCAUCCAGGCCCAGCUGCGCGCCCGCAGGCUGGAGCUGCUGGCCCGGGCUGGCCCACACAGCCGCUGCAGUGCCACGUCUGUGGGGGCGGCUGAGGCCGUGGUGUCCCCGGGACCCUCCUGA
Molecule: messenger RNA, 1680 nt
Organism: Ceratotherium simum simum (southern white rhinoceros)
Lineage: Eukaryota; Metazoa; Chordata; Mammalia; Perissodactyla; Rhinocerotidae
Gene: ZNRF4
Product: zinc and ring finger 4
Source: RefSeq, a predicted model, not a curated record